ACAACUAUAGGACAUCAAAAUCUGACUGAACUCCAAACAACAAUUAGUCCAAACAAAAUGCAGGAGAAGAGCUUUUCAAGCAUUGAAAUCUUUAAGAUAUGCAUAUUUUUUGUCACCUUAGUUGUAGGUGUCAUUGGAAAUGGACUCGUCAUCUUUGUGGCCGGCUACAAAAUGAAGACGACAGUCAACUCCAUUUGGUUUCUCAACUUGGCGAUUGCAGACUUCCUUUUUACUACGUUCUUGGUUUACGAAAUUGUUGCUGCCUUUGAAAGUAGUUUGCAUUGGCACUCCAACAAACUCAGAGAUGCAUGUUUGAUUUUUGGUGUUGUAAUUAUGUUUUUAAGUGUUUUCUUUCUGACAGUUAUCAGUGUGGAUCGAUGUCUGUGCACAUGGUUUGUUGUUUGGGUUCAGAAUAAGCGAACUUUAGUCAAAGCCAGAAUCAUCAGUGUAUUUGUGUGGAUUUUAUCCAUCUGCUGCAGCCUCCCUUUUGGCAUUACCGAGUAUGUAUUUGAAGCUGAAAAUGCCAACAAUGUUAUGAUGUCUCUGCAAACAUACAUAUUUAUUGUGGGAUUUGUAAUUCCCUUUAUAAUCAUUGCAUCUUCAUACAUAGCUAUUGGUGUGUGGGUAAAACGUCUCAAAAGAGAAAAGCAACUUCGGCCUUUUCGGGUUAUCAUAUCUGUGAUUCUGGCUUUUUUCAUAUGCUGGUUUCCUUUCCAUGUUCAAAAAUUGUGUUUAAUAAUUGCAGUAAAGUAUAACUGGAGUGAGAGUGUUAUAGGGGAACUUGAUGCUGCAGGACCUUUUGUAGACUGUCUGGCUUUUUUUAACAGUUGUCUGAACCCCAUUCUCUAUGUGUUCAUGUGUGAUGAGUAUAAGAAGAAACUUAAAAAGUCUCUCCUGCUGGUGUUUGAGGCAGCUUUUACUGAAGAAACAACCAUCUGAUCCUUUACUGAUUCUUUAGCAAGAGA
Misgurnus anguillicaudatus (oriental weatherfish) is the source of this 965-nucleotide messenger RNA. The record is from RefSeq and is a predicted model, not a curated record. Lineage: Eukaryota; Metazoa; Chordata; Actinopteri; Cypriniformes; Cobitidae.